AUGGGAAUCUGGGGGAUCGGCGAUGACGACAGCUGGGCACACCGCGAUCGGCGCCAAACCACCGUCGCAUUAAUCCAUGACGCCUUGGUGUCUGGUCUCUACUGGAAUCUGAUGAUCCCUCACCUCCCCUCUUACCAUUUCCUGGUUCCAGACCGUCCAGGCCAUGGCAAGUCCCAAGCGAUUGCACCGCUUUCAGUGGAUCUCGCAGCCCGCCUAAUUGCCCAGCUGAUUCGUACACACGCCAUCAAUGGCUUGGCGCAUAUUGUCGGCCAUAGUUUAGGCGCUCAGGUGGCUAUCCGUCUCGCCUGUACUCCACACUCCGUACCGACUGGUCAACUCCGUUUUUGUCUCGGGUUUUGGAAUGUUCCCUCGAAACUCAACCACACCGUACAUUCCCUACGCGGCAUGGGCGAUGCCACGCGCGAAGAACCGCCUUGCCUACCCCCUGAUCUGCUGGGCAAUGGAUGGUGCCGAUAUUCCGCGCAUCGAUAUCGAUGUCUGCACACCGGACCUGUGUCGCCAGGUUCCGCAACUGUUUGCAGAGACUGCUGA
Molecule: messenger RNA, 552 nt
Organism: Penicillium paradoxum
Lineage: Eukaryota; Fungi; Ascomycota; Eurotiomycetes; Eurotiales; Aspergillaceae
Product: alpha/beta fold hydrolase
Exons: 2
Coding region: 1-552 (183 amino acids)
Source: RefSeq, a predicted model, not a curated record